CUGGCACAAGCUGGACCAGGAGAAAAACAUGGCGUUGAGUUCAAUUUUUCUCGGGUUGAUUUUAGUUCCUUACUGCCUCUCGCUGAAACCACCGGCAGGAGGAAUACAGGAUCGAAAACCUGAUGACCCAGACGUCCUUGAUGCGCUUGAUUUUGCCAUGAACGAAUUCAACGCUAUGCAGAACAACUUGUAUCGCCUGAUGUCGACUAAAGUAAAGGACGCUACUGUCCAGGUUGUUGCUGGCCAAAAGUUCUGUAUUGUCUCAGAGGUUGGCAUUUCCCGAAGUUGCCGUAAUGAUGAGAGUCACAAGUCAGCCUCUCUGGACCUCUGCCCUGUUGACACACUGGAG
This is a messenger RNA of Stylophora pistillata, 349 nucleotides long. RefSeq names its product cathepsin L. Gene Ontology annotation, molecular function: cysteine-type endopeptidase inhibitor activity; cysteine-type peptidase activity. NCBI's taxonomy places the organism in Eukaryota, Metazoa, Cnidaria, Anthozoa, Scleractinia, Pocilloporidae. Gene Ontology annotation, biological process: proteolysis. The record is from RefSeq and is a predicted model, not a curated record.